This is a messenger RNA of Peronospora belbahrii, 834 nucleotides long. Lineage: Eukaryota; Oomycota; Peronosporomycetes; Peronosporales; Peronosporaceae. The record is from the annotation of a GenBank genome assembly.
AUGGCACGACAAGAUACCAUCGUCGUAUCGGCGUCUAAUGCUGUGACUGCACGCAUGUGGAUACGAUUUCUAGCGCCAUACUACGUUUUUAAUGCUGUGGCAUUGCUUAUGUAUGUACCGAUCCGGUACCAACAGUCUAGUGAGGCACUCACGGAGCGAGAUAACUUUCUUCACAUGCCAUUGGAAUAUGAGAUUUUCUUGCUUGCAUUGGGUUCUUGGCUGAUAAAUUACCGUAAAAAAGCAACCACAGACGGUGUUAUUUCCCUCUUUUUCUUCUAUAGCAAACUGGCAGUCUUGGCGUCACUUUACUAUCUGGAUAUCACUCUUUUUGGGUGGUACGCAAUUGUUUGUCUAGUACUGUUCGCAGCGGUAGGGCAGCCCAAAUAUGAAGGUCCAUCCAAGAUAAUUGAGCUGAACCCAGCAAUGAUGGAAAAACUCAUGAAAAAAUCUUCUAACUCGAGGAACAAAGGACCAUCCAACUCAUGGCUCGUUUUCUUCUACGCAGACUGGAGUGACUCUUGCGUGGAGCACGAGCCGAUGCUUGCUGAAAUAUCACUCAGAUAUUCGUCCAGCUUACUACAAUUUGGCAAGAUUGAUGUGAACAAAUGGUCUGAUCUAGCUGUGGAGAACCGUAUUAGUGUCUCGACGUCGUCGUUACAGCUACCGACUUUGAUCCUAUUCCAGGAUGGCGAGGAAGUUAUGCGCUUGCCGCCAAUUGAUGAGAAGGGAAAAGUUGCUAGAACAAUUCUUGAUCGGGCAGGACUUAUUGCUGGUUUUAAGCUUGAGGAGCUAAAGAUUGGUAAAUCAGCUGUGUUCAAGCCAAAAAUCAGCUAA